This is a messenger RNA of Octodon degus (degu), 1859 nucleotides long. RefSeq names its product family with sequence similarity 81 member A (gene Fam81a). The transcript has 9 exons. The record is from RefSeq and is a predicted model, not a curated record. Bases 31 to 1353 code for a protein of 440 amino acids. Lineage: Eukaryota; Metazoa; Chordata; Mammalia; Rodentia; Octodontidae.
CACCGAAGAAAGAUAUAAUAUAAGGAAAAUAUGCAUCUAAGGCGGGUCCGCACCAUGCCCCGCCACAGCCAGUCGCUGAGCAUGGCCCCCUACUCCUCCGUGAGCCUGGUGGAGCAGCUGGAGGACAGGAUCCUCUGCCACGAGAAAACCACGGCGGCCCUGGUGGAGCACGCCUUCCGGAUCAAGGACGACAUCGUCAACAGUCUGCAGAAGAUGCAGAACAAAGGGGGAGGCGACCGCCUGGCGAGGCUGUUCCUGGAAGAGCACAUCCGCAACAUCACUGCCAUCGUCAAGCAGCUGAACCGGGACAUCGAGGACCAGAUGUCCCUGGCUUCGUGUCAUCGGCCUCCUCGGGAGGGGCCCUGUCCUGUGCUCUUUGGGGAAAGGAAGUCCUUCAGAGAUAGAGCAAGUCUGAGAAAGAGUCGGAGAAGACACACACAUCGCCGCUACAGGGCGCCUGUGCUCUCCGCCUGCGUCUUUGGAGUGCGUUUAUGGGGUGGCCCUGGCCUGCGGGUCCCCACCCUGCUGCCAGGCCCCCCGCAGCACGCGGAGUGCCCUGCAGGCCCUUGGGACAACAUCAGCUACGGAAUCAACUCUGCCUUGAAGACCCUGGAGCUGCGGCAGCUGUCGGGGCUGGGGGACCUCCGUGGGAGAGUGGCCAGGUGUGACGCCAGCAUAGCCAGGCUCUCUGCGGAACACAAGACGACCUACGAGGGGCUGCAGCACCUGAGCAAAGAGCAGCAGGCGGCCAAGCUGAUCCUGGAGACGAAAAUCAAAGACGCAGAGGGACAGAUCUCCCAGCUGUUGAGCAGGGUGGACUUGUCCAUAUCGGAGCAGAGCACCAAGCUGAAGAUGUCCCACAGAGACAGCAACCACCAGCUGCAGCUCUUGGACACCAAAUUUAAAGGCACCGUUGAGGAGCUCAGUAACCAGAUUUUGUCUGCCCGGAGCUGGUUGCAACAGGAGCAAGAACGGAUAGAAAAAGUACUUCUACAGAGAAUCGACGAGCUGUCCGUGGCUCUUAAGGAGAACAGUGCAGCCGGCGAAAGGGACAUGGAACAGCUCAGCCACUUGUCAGCCAGGAUGGACAAGCUGGAGGACACUCAGAAGAAGAGUCUGGAAGGCCCGAGGACCAGGCAGGAGGAGGACAAGGUGCACGGGCGGAUCAGCAAGCUGGAGCUGCAGAUGCAGGAGGGCUUGCAGGACAUGAAAGCGGAGGUCAAUGCUGGGUUCACAGCCAUCUACGAGAGCAUCGGCUCCCUGCGGCAGGUGCUCGAGGCCAAGAUGAAGCUGGACCGGGACCAGCUGCAGAAGCAGAUCCAACAGAUGCACAAGCCCGAAGCCCCCCUGUGACGGGCAGCGGCCCGACCGGGAGGCGGCGCUGGGCAGCCCAGGCUCUGGGCCCCGCCAGGCUGCUCAGGGCGCGGCUGGGUGCAUGGGCCGGGCCGCCGCUUGUCCGGCCGGACGUUCACCUGGAGUCUGAACACACUCUUUCCCUAGCAUCUCCAGUACGUUUUUACCACUGUACUUCCCUUCUCUAAAUUCAGUGGAUGUCCCGCCCUUCAAAAGGCUUUGAUCCUCCUCGUUUUAUGAAUGAAAAGACUUAAUUUCUUUCAAUGCUCGAUGCUCUAACCAAGACUAAUAUUUUGAAAAAAGUCCCAGUGAGUUUUUUAAGGAGCUGAUGAGCUGUUGCAGGAAUGUGCUGCUCCAGGCCCCACCAACAGACUGUCCCGAUCGAUCAGAUUCAACCUCAGAGUCCGCAUCUGGGCUUUAUUAGCGUUGUCUGUGUGUGUCUUCUAUUGCUUAUUUUCCUGUCAGUCUUCUGUCUUUUCUAAGGGGAAGAGAUUUAACACUUGAGG